AUGGUGCCGAGUCUUGUUGAAAGGUCCAAUGAUUUCUACCAAAUUGUUUACGUGCCCAAGGUGACGUCACUAACAUCGUUGGACACAGGUGUCCGCCCCGCGCCAAGUGGAGCAGCGUACGUGGCUGAACGGAACACAUGUCUCAACUUGUUCUCAAGAUGGAACGAGACGGACCAGGUGGAGUUCGUAGAACAGCUCUUGGCGCGAAUGUGCCACUACCAACAUGGUCACAUCAACGCCUACCUCAAGCCGAUGCUUCAGCGGGAUUUUAUCAGCAUGCUACCAAAAAAGGGUCUAGACCACGUAGCCGAGAACAUUCUAUCCUACCUAGACGCCAGCUCGCUCUGCGCCGCCGAGCUGGUCUGUCGCGAGUGGCAGCGCGUUAUAUCCGAGGGUAUGCUGUGGAAGAAGCUGGUGGAACGGAAGGUUAGGACGGAUUCUCUAUGGCGUGGCCUCGCGGAAAGGAGGGGGUGGAUAAUGUACCUGUUCAAACCGAAGCCCGGCUGCCAGCAUCCAUCCCACUCGUUCUAUCGUCAGCUUUACCCUAAGAUCAUACAGGACAUUCAGUCGAUAGAGAACAACUGGCGUAUGGGAAGACACAACUUACAGAGGAUAAAUUGCCGGUCAGAAAACUCAAAAGGCGUCUACUGUCUGCAGUACGACGACAACAAGAUAGUGUCCGGAUUAAGAGAUAACACAAUAAAAAUAUGGGAUAGGAAAACAUUGCAGUGCGUCAAGGAGUUGCAGGGCCACACGGGCUCCGUGCUCUGUCUACAGUACGAUGAACGAGCCAUCAUCUCGGGCUCCUCGGACAGUACAGUGCGUGUGUGGGACGUGGCCACGGGCAACAUGCUCAACACCCUCAUACACCACUGUGAGGCCGUGCUUCACUUGCGCUUCUGUAAUGGGAUGAUGGUGACCUGUAGCAAGGACAGAUCGAUAGCUGUGUGGGACAUGUCUUCCACAACAGAAAUUAUGUUAAGGCGAGUGCUGGUGGGCCACCGCGCAGCCGUCAAUGUCGUGGACUUUGACGAGAAGUACAUUGUCAGCGCCAGCGGGGACCGCACCAUCAAGGUGUGGAACACAUCAUCCUGUGAGUUUGUUCGUACCCUCAACGGUCACAAGCGUGGGAUAGCUUGUCUUCAGUACCGGGAUAGACUGGUCGUCUCUGGCUCCUCGGACAACACGAUCCGACUGUGGGACAUCGAAUGUGGCCAGUGCAUCCGAGUGCUAGAAGGCCACGAGGAACUCGUUAGAUGUAUAAGGUUCGAUAAUAAGCGCAUCGUGAGCGGCGCGUACGACGGCAAGAUCAAGGUGUGGGACCUGCGCGCCGCGCUCGACGUGCGCACGCCGCACCAGGACCUGUGUCUUCGCACGCUCGUGGAGCACACGGGCCGCGUGUUCCGGUUACAAUUCGACGAGUUCCAGAUAGUGUCGUCGUCCCACGAUGACACCAUCCUGGUGUGGGACUUCCUCAACUACGGCGGAGCCUCGCCCGCCGCGCCGCCGCCCCGCCGCGCCUCCGCUGAGCUCGAGCGACCCUUCUACGACUAGGUGGGCGACGCUCUGUCAUGUAGUACAGAUAAGUAGCCAGCGAGUUACACUGUACAGUAAAUUUCAGAUUAGAAAAUAACAGUUAGUGAACAAGCCCAAUCAAUUGUAGUUAUUUAUAU
Melitaea cinxia (Glanville fritillary) is the source of this 1673-nucleotide messenger RNA. It is a transcript of the gene slmb, whose product is annotated as F-box/WD repeat-containing protein 11. The record is from RefSeq and is a predicted model, not a curated record. The transcript is spliced from 11 exons. Gene Ontology annotation, molecular function: protein dimerization activity. The coding region runs from base 1 to 1554 and encodes 517 amino acids. NCBI's taxonomy places the organism in Eukaryota, Metazoa, Arthropoda, Insecta, Lepidoptera, Nymphalidae.